AUGAGUAAGAAGAAUAAAGGUACGAUGAAUUUAGAAUUGUUACCUAACGAAAUUUUACUUGGUAUAUUUCAAUAUCUUCAUGGUGUGGAUCUUCUGCGUGCAUUUUAUGAUCUUAAUUAUCGCUUUAAUUUCCUUCUUCAUAAUCAACAUCGUGCAUAUUGUUUUAAUUUUAACCAUUUAUCAAAACGUACUUUCGACAUGAUUUGUCAACAACAUUUAACAUUCAUUGCUGAUCGAACUACAACUCUUGCGCUUAGUAACGGUGAAAAUACUCCAGAACAAAUUCAUUUAUUUUUCAAAUAUAUACCAUCAUUUGACAAAUUCAUUCACUUACGAUCACUUUCUUUACGUCAUUUGGAUAUCGAUACAGCAUUUAUAUUGCUUGAUGGUUAUGAAUGGAAGGAAGUUAUUCAAAACUGGUUGUCUAAUUUACGAGUAUUUAAACUCGAAAUGAUGGCUGUAUUACCAGAGAAAAAUGUUCAAAAAGAAGCCGAUGAACUAUUUGCUACAUUUCAAACUUCAUUUUGGACUGUUGAACAUCAAUGUUUUCAAGAGAAACUACAAGCUCUAUUUGAUUUAGCUCUUAAUCUACGUCGUGUUCGUAUCUAUCAAGACGAGCCAUUACCCUCUUACAUGUCAAUAUUUAAAUGUGAAUGUGCAUCAGUUCGCGAACUUUGUUUACGAUUUGAUGAACUUGGUCGCAACCAUUAUUUUAAUCAAGCCGAUUGUGUUACAUUAGCUCGUGCACCAUUAGGUGUUCAAUGUGAAGUAUUAUCGAUCUCUGUCACAAAUCGCGAAAAUAUUAUCUAUCUUGUCGAAAAUCUUACAAAUCUUUAUUCAUUAGAUGUGGUAUGUAAAGAUGACGAGUAUUGGAAGACUUUAGUAGGCGAGAAGAAUGAUGAUGAACUUGUUCAAUGGUUAAAAGAUCGUCUACCAUCAACAAAUUUGAUCACACGAUAUCCUAACUUCGGUCGUGUUAUUCGAAUAUGGAUUUGA
Messenger RNA from Adineta steineri, 996 nucleotides. The record is from the annotation of a GenBank genome assembly. NCBI's taxonomy places the organism in Eukaryota, Metazoa, Rotifera, Eurotatoria, Adinetida, Adinetidae.